CCUACAAUCUGCUCCAAACUAAAUGAGUGGUUCCCAAGGGCAGAACCAUUGUCUUAGCUUGAAAGUUGUCUUUCUAUCUAUUGUCUUCCGGUUCUUUGCCUCCAUCCAUCUCCAUCUUUUCCUAUUGUGCAACAUCUUGUAAGUGCGACCAUUAAAGCCGUAAUCGCAGUGAUUUCUCUUCUCCCAUCGGCAUUUUGGGAAUUCUGAGGUCUGAGGCAGUGCUCAGGGCGCCCGGACAAAUCCAGACUUCGUUGGUUUUUUGGGGCUUCAAAUUGACAUUUCUGAUCUAACUUUAGACCUUCUUUCAUUCUUUUUUGCUGAGAGUAACUAUAUUAUACACGGGGUGCUGAAAUGGACGGUUUUUAUGAACACUCCACCCAAAAUUGCUUCUCUUUGGGGCUGGAAUGGGUCCAAAGGAGGGCUCAGGUCAUAGGAAAAGUACAGGUGCACACUUUUUCCUCUCCAUCUUCUUCGCAUCAUUCGAAACUCAUCCAAAAUGAGCCAGUUUUCUUCGCAAUUAUCCAGCUCGAUGUUACCCGAGGAACUGCUGGAUCCAGAGGUUCAAGCUGAAAUUAAUCGGGGCUUGGGUUCCCAAGAAAUGCAGUUGCUGUGCAACCUUCUGCCCUGCUGUUCUGAAGAGCCUCAAGAUUGGUCAUCACCGUUCGAUGUUCCUGAUCCGGAGCCAGUAGUUGAGACAAAGGCAGCAGUGGAUAGUAUUGAGCCUUUGAUCAGACCCAGUCGGGCCAGCGAGAUCAUGUGUACAGAUGAUCAUCAAGGGGAAAUGCUCUUCGACGUUUCCGUCUGCGACAAUGAAGGAGUGAAAAAUACCUGGAUAUUCUCUCCCAGGUUGAACAAAGUUUUUGUGGAAGUAAACAGGCAAAUUCCGCUGGACUUCAAGGUGGAAAACCCAACUGGACAGCGCCUAUUCGUUCGCGCAACUCUUCAAUAUUCCUCUCAGGAAUUUGCAGCUGAUCCCGUGAUCAGAUGCCACCAACACCGCGUUGAGGACAAAUCGAAUAGAAAUAUCGAAACCCAUGUCAGAAGACACGUCCUGCGCUGCGGCAACCAAAAUGCAAUUUACAUCGGCAAUGAGGCAGGAGAAAGACCAAGUUUUAUAUUCCCGCUUGCGGUUCCCCAAGCCGGCAGUCACAGCGUUCGCGAAUUGAUCCAAUUUGUCUGUAAAAGCUCUUGCUAUCCACCGGGAAUGAACCGGAAGCAAGUCGACAUCAUCUUCACGUUGGAGAAUAGUCAAUCGGAAGUACUCGGACGCAAAUCGAUUAAGGCAAAAGUGUGCGCCUGUCCUAAGAGAGAUAAGGAUAAAGAAGAGAAACCAUCGCUGGACAAGGUGCGGCUAAAGCGAAGAAGAGCGGAAGAGCCGGCGGACGGUCAGUCGGAGACUAGAAAUGAGCCCCUUACGGAAUUCGAUUUGAAGGUUCGAUGUUAUAGUAAACCCGUGAUCCAGAAGAUCGUGCAAAACAUCAUUGAUGUGUACAGGUCUCAGAUGCAUGAACUGCGCGACAAUCCGUUCGAAUACGGCAGGGUCGAAAAGGUUCACACCGAUAUGUUGAAAGUGCAAAAAGAUCUAUUCAAAUGAAACACUGGACGCUGUCUUCUACUGCCAUACCUACUUAUUUUAUUUUAUAUCAUUUUUAUAUCAAUAAAUAAAUCUAAAAACAAA
Messenger RNA from Dendroctonus ponderosae (mountain pine beetle), 1678 nucleotides. RefSeq names its product cellular tumor antigen p53. The transcript is spliced from 9 exons. Gene Ontology annotation, molecular function: RNA polymerase II cis-regulatory region sequence-specific DNA binding; DNA-binding transcription factor activity, RNA polymerase II-specific. The record is from RefSeq and is a predicted model, not a curated record. Lineage: Eukaryota; Metazoa; Arthropoda; Insecta; Coleoptera; Curculionidae. Gene Ontology annotation, biological process: regulation of transcription by RNA polymerase II; apoptotic process. Gene Ontology annotation, cellular component: nucleus. The coding region runs from base 497 to 1594 and encodes 365 amino acids.